GAGGAACGUUUGCGUUGAAUGGUUGUUGGGACUCGCGUGGAGCCUACCGUUUAUUUGUUGAAUAUAGCCUAUAUUUAAUCCGUAGUCACAAGGCUGGAAUUGGAACAGAAGGCUGGAAGUACACAGAUAAUCUCAAAAAUGCAUUUGGUGGUCCGACGAUACAGGCCCUCCGACAAGGCUGCUGUGUUAACCCUGUUCUGUGAUGGCAUCUUGGAGCACAUCAACCCUUCGUUCUACAACGCCAUUAGCAACCCUGUCAAUGUGGGCGUCGCCCUGUUCCUUUCUAUGGCCGGGUACAUGCUGGGAGGUGGGUCUACUCUCUGGGCCUUGCUGUUGGCUGGAGCCUGGGUAGGUCUGGUCUACUACUGCUGCAGCCAACUGUACUCUAGCUUCGUCAGAGAGAGGCUGCGCACGGACAUGCAGGACAUUCCAGGAUGCUACCUGAGCCACCCCGACAACUGCUUCUGGGUGGCUGAGACUGAGGUCAACGGCAGGGUUGAGAUUUUAGGUAUGGUGGCCGUUGUGGCCAAAAAGGUGGUGGGCGGAAGAGACGGGGAGAUGAGCGGUGAACUAUUCAGGAUGAUUGUAUCGACGAAGUGUCGUCGGACAGGACUCGGUUCCAGGAUGACCCAGACCGUUAUUGACUUUUGUAAAGAGCGAGGGUUCUCUAAGGUCGUCCUGGAAACCAGUUCCAUCCAGACUUCUGCAGUGGCCCUGUAUAAGAAACUGGGCUUCUCACACAUCCUGUCACACACCAAGACGUACUCUCCUGAAUGGAUGACAAUUAUAUCCCGAGUCACCAUUCUGAAGAUGGAAAAAGUCAUAUAAGACCUUCCCAUGAUUUUGUAUAGUAAGUGAAGCACAGAUUAGAUGUCUUUGAGACAAGAAUUAGAUGCAAUACCGUAGGCCUAUAUUAGUAACUAGAUCGAAUCAGCAAAGGUAUAAAUAUAAAAUAAAAUGGUAUAAUGUAGCCUAUUGAAAUAUGUUUGAAAAAUAUGUAUUUUCCCCAUUCAGGUUUCACACUUGUGAGUUGCGACCCCCGCAAAACAUUCUCAUGGAGGGGGGUUAGGAAACUGCUCUCUCAUUGUCACCACCAGCUGAGGAGUUUUCUCCCUAAUUGUCUUCCCUAUGACACAUGGCUCUCCAAACCUGUUCCUGUAGGUUUUUACUCCAACCCCACUUAUAACUAACCUGAUUAGGGUUUAUCAAUCAGCUAAUUAUUAGAAUCAGGUGCACUAGAUUAGACUUGGUGUGAAAAUCUACAGGACGUAGGUAGUUCUCCAGGAACAGAAUUGGAGAGCCCUACAUUUAUUUAUAUAUAUAUGACCUAUAUAUAUAUAUAUAUAUAUAUAUAUAUAUAUAUAUA
Oncorhynchus mykiss (rainbow trout) is the source of this 1366-nucleotide messenger RNA. RefSeq names its product N-acetyltransferase 8-like 2 (gene nat8l2). The record is from RefSeq and is a predicted model, not a curated record. NCBI's taxonomy places the organism in Eukaryota, Metazoa, Chordata, Actinopteri, Salmoniformes, Salmonidae. Gene Ontology annotation, molecular function: N-acetyltransferase activity.